Molecule: messenger RNA, 3471 nt
Organism: Aspergillus steynii IBT 23096
Lineage: Eukaryota; Fungi; Ascomycota; Eurotiomycetes; Eurotiales; Aspergillaceae
Product: DUF1765-domain-containing protein
Exons: 3
Coding region: 1-3471 (1156 amino acids)
Source: RefSeq, a predicted model, not a curated record
AUGUCUUCGAUUUACCCCGAAGCCGUCAACUGCCAGCAAGAUGAGCAAGCCUUUCUAUCCCGUGCCGCCAGCUACAACCAUCUUCCCGACCUGGCCGCCGCCGAGUCCUGCCCUCCCAGCCUUCGAAGGACCUUUUCCGAUCUGACAUAUCCAAACCAUUCCGAUUCGCCGUCCAAGGAGGAUGUGGCGGCCGGGAAAGACAUCUUGCGACGCACCUCCCUUCGUUCGAAAGAGAAGACCACCAUUGCCGUCUCUCGGUUUACCGUGUCGAGCGAGGACUUGACCAACCCCGUGGACGGAGAACCCCUGGACCCUCCCGCCAAAUCCCCGGAAUCCUCGUUCCCAGAGACGCCGCCUGUUGCGGAGGCGCAGACCGCCGAGACACAGCCUCCAGAGGUGCAACAGGUCUCGGAGACGCCAGCAGCUCCGGAACCCGUCACCCGCCCCUCCAAGGCGCGCUCGAUGUCCGGCAGGCUCGCCAAUUUGGCCCGGAAACCUUGGACGUCCAGCUCGGGGUAUCGCUCGCCCGCGCCGUCCGCAAAAAACGCUCGAGUUAAGGCCUUGCGCACCGAGGAUCCGUCGUCACCAAGCUCGCAACCGUCAUCUCCAAAGACAAGCACUCAGCUCGAUUCCGCCCCGGCACCCGAUCCCGGCACCCCUUCUCGCAAGCGAACCAUUCUGAACAAGCGCCCUCGGCGUCCGACGGUAGCGGUCGUGACGCAGAGCCGGGGGGACAGCCCCAGCACCCCUAGCAGUCCGUCGCCUCAUCCGCUGGCGACGAAGACAUCGCUUGAACGGCUCACCGCCUCCUUGAAUGUGUCCACUCCGGUGCUUCCCCCCAUGCCCAAGUUGCCGCCCUCGGUCGCCCACGCCCACGCGGGCAUUGAUGUUCCGCGGAAAAAGGACGAGCUCUGGGCGGUCUUCCGUGGCCUCGAGGCGGAUUUCCAAAAAUUUCAAGCCAAGUCCAGUGCUUUGAAAGCCAAUGUCAUUCGCUCAUCACUUCUUCCCUUUCUUAAUCGUAAUCAUUCAAAUCCAUCCUAUAAAUCUCUACGGCCCGAAGACCUGGAUCGUCGGGUGAACAUACUCAACAAGUGGUGGACGGGACUACUGGAGAUGCUCAAUGGCAAACACAAUCAAUCCAUCUCAGGAACGGACCGGCCGGUCUAUCUCGAGGCUGUGGUUGGGAUUAUGACCCGACCAGAAUGGAGGAUUCCAUUUCCCGUCCCCCCGUCCGACGGACGGUCGCCCAAACCGCUGCAACACGCCUCGACGUCCAUAUCCGAGAGCUCGGAAGGCUCGUCGGGCUCCGACUUCCUCGUCGAAUCAAUCCAUCACAACAUCCGGAACAUAUUCACGCAAAACCUACUCUCUCAGAUGUCUUUCGUGGUGGAGCGGAUGUCCAUGAGACACGCCCCCGCCAGCCUGGUGGCUUUUUGCGGCAAAGCCUGCGCCUAUGCCUUCUUCUUCUGCCCCGGCGUCGCGGAUGUCCUGGUGCGAUUGUGGAACACGCCGCCCAGCGUCUUUCGGCGGAUUUUUGCCCAGUCAAAUGUCGACCGAAGCAGCGCGACGCGCGCGUUCACCCAGGACCUUGCAUUGAACUUCCCCCUGGCUCUGCGACCGUUGGCUUUCCAUGCACACACACAUUUGGUCCGAUAUCUGCGACAGAAGCCCGACGUGCCUCUGAGCACGGCUCAGUUGCCAUGGCAGAGCCCCUGGGUCUCUCGGUGGUGUGGUCGUGACUCGGAUCUAUUCUUCGUUUUCAUCAAGUAUAUACACAUCUUGUAUGCCGAUGCCUUGCCUUCCGAUAUCGAUAAAGGGCAGCGGCUUUUGGCGCCGGGAUUGCUUCCGGUUCACUCCCAACUUCUUGUCGUGCUCGAAGACACUUUGUACAAACAGUCCAUCCCGCAAGCGCCGGAGAACACGCACACUGCCGCUGCUAUUACGUUCGACGAUUUUAUCGAAGGGGCCGAUGCGGCCGUCUCGGCUCUUCCUCUGGGAGGGGCGAACAGCCACCGUUCAAUGGCCGAGAAUCGCUUGGUCAUUCUCCUUCGAGACUUCCUCUCCGAGUCUUCUGUCGAACCGAAGCAGGCCCGGCUUUUGUAUGCGGAAUCGUUCUCCACCAUCAUGAAAACGGCGGCUCAGAUGACGUCGCUCUUUGACCAUAAUGCAUGCUUCUUGCUGUGUGACUUUGUUGAAGAAAUCGUCCCCAUCAUGACUCGUUACUCGCGCACCUCGACUGAACCCGAUAUUUUUGACUGGAAUUUCUGGUUGCAGGUUUGCAAGCAGAUGGUUCAAAGCCACAAUUCACUGACCGAGGUGCGGGUAUUCUCGUUCCUCUUCGCCAUCUGGGGCCCGUGGACUGCUUCUGAAGAGCGAAAGAGUGAUCUCUGCCUUGGCUUUCUCUUGCAUGAGCCUUUGUUUUUCCAUUAUUUCAAUCACUGGAGUCCGAUGGUUCGUGCCUAUUUCCAUCGUCUGGUGUGUUGGAGGCUGGGGCGAUUUAAUGGAGACCCGAGUCCUCUUGAUUCGAAAAUUUACGAGACGCUCUCGGGUCGACUGCAUCGGAUUUGGCGAUAUUUUCUUGCAUUCCAAGCCGAAGCCGAAGAAUCGAUGGCCGCGCCGCUGUCUUCUGCUCCCUGUACACCAGCACCGGGGCGUAGGAUCAUUAUCAUCCGAUGUGACAAUCCUUUGUCUCCAGCAAAUCUAUUUGUAUCUUUCGACCGUGUGGUCCCUCCUGUCCCUGCCGAGCAGAACAUAUCCAUCAACAACAGCUUACCAAAGACCGCCGAACCCACGCCAGCUCCUGAAAUCCCUCCGCCCCCAAAGAAACGAUGGAAUCUCCUAAAAGCCAUGUUUGGUGCAUCAUCGAGCACUAAAUCUAGCGGAGAUACUUCGCCGACGAGCAGUUCCGAUGAGUCUGACACCAGUGGAUCUGACACCACCGUGACGGCCGACAAGUGCUUGGAUGGCCACUGGCGCCCCCAAAAUAGCUCAGGGGAGCUCGCUCGGCCCAAAACCGCCCACCAGCCUUACUCCUUCAAAUUUUCUCUCGAGUGGAUGGAUCGACCCCAAUGGCCCAGUCGGAACAAGCGUCUGUACAGUCCCUGUAUCCCAGUUGCAGCUCAGCUACACCUACAACUCCGGAACUCAACGGCCAAAUCCGACGACUCUGAAUCGACCUCCGAUUCCGCAUCCGCCAGACAAGCCGAGGACGAAUCAAAGACGGUGGACGACAACGUCAGGGCCGAAUCGGACUCGGCUUCGGCAUCUGAAAAAGCAACCGGCGAGCCAGACCUGAAGCUUGCGCUCAAGGAUACUCUCGUGGCAAGCAAGUACGCGGGCCGUGCUCUUGCCGAGUGGGCACAAAUUGUGUCCGAAUGCGACAGUUUCUUUUCUCGCAGGCGUGAUGAAGGUGUUCCUUGCGAUCGAAUGGUCGAAACCCCAACGCUGGGCGUGGAGAGUUUCAGGAAGUGA